This is a messenger RNA of Clupea harengus (Atlantic herring), 476 nucleotides long. RefSeq names its product cytochrome c oxidase subunit 7A1 (gene cox7a1). The record is from RefSeq and is a predicted model, not a curated record. Gene Ontology annotation, cellular component: respiratory chain complex IV. Gene Ontology annotation, biological process: mitochondrial electron transport, cytochrome c to oxygen; mitochondrial respirasome assembly; regulation of oxidative phosphorylation. NCBI's taxonomy places the organism in Eukaryota, Metazoa, Chordata, Actinopteri, Clupeiformes, Clupeidae.
CGGACCAUACUUGGCCUAGGUUCAGAAUCACAGACAUAUGUUUGUGUGCCCUUCUGAGAGCUGAAGCCAGACGAGCAACAGGAGCUUUCACAAGCAAGUGGUGAACAUGAGGGUCCUCAUGAAUAUCCCCCGAGUGGGCUACCGGGCGUUCAGCACCACCACUAGGCAGCUGAAGAACAAAGUGCCACAGCAUCAGAAGCUUUUCCAGGAGGACAAUGGACUGCCUAUUCACAUCAAGGGUGGAACCACUGAUGUCCUGCUUUACCGUCUUACCAUGAGUAUGACCCUUGCAGGCACUGGGUAUUCCUUAUACUGGCUUCUUUUUGCCAGCAUGCCCAAGAAUAAGAAGGUUUAAAAAGCCACCAUCACAGCCCCCUGUUGUAUUCUAUUCUUCUUCACUCUCUUUUCUUGCCAAUGCCAAAAUGAUUUUGACGUAUACAAUUAUGUGUAAAAUAAAGAUAUGUCUGUCAACCACA